AUGGACAAAGCACUGCAAACCGGCCUUUCCGCAGGCAUGUCUGCUGUGUCAGGCUUCCAUUCCAAGAAGCCCAAUUGGGCAGACCCCGAAACUGCCGGCGCCAACGUCCUUCCUACAUCAUACUGCCCCCAACCCAGCACUCGCGUGGAGUUUCCGAGUGCUCAAAAGCCAGUAAGAGCUUCUCAUAUCUGCAUUGGGGCUUGGUCGUGGGGUGAUAAGUCGACUUGGCAAUGGGAUCAAAAGGAACUACCGCAGGUCAUGUUGGCUUGGAAGACGCUUUAUGAGGCCGGCAUCAACUUCAUUGACACAGCUGAAGCUUAUGGAAAUGGAGAGAGCGAGAGGAUAAUCGGAGAACUGGUUAAGGAUAUUCCCCGCGAGACCAUCGUCAUACAGACAAAAUAUUUCAGCACUCCUCUCAAGGCUGCUAACUUCAUUCAUCCUGUCGAUGCGCCCGUCAAGAGUCUCAAGGCCAGUCUUCUGCGCAUGAACCUCGAAUACGUAGACAUUUAUCUGGUUCAUGGACCGAUCCAUCCGCAGAGCAUCGCAACAAUCGCUGAGGGAAUGGCUCAAUGCGUUGAACAAGGCCUUGCGCACUCAAUUGGAGUAGCCAACUAUGACGUUGAAGACGUUCAAAAGAUCAACGAUGAGCUUGCCAAGUUCAACAUCCCUCUCGCGACAAACCAAUGCGAGUACAACAUUCUCCGUCGCUACCCUGAGCUCACCGGCAAUAUCGAGAAGUGCAAGGCCAGCGGCAUGAUCUUCCAGUCAUACUCAUCACUUGCGCAAGGAAGAUUGACUGGCAAGUACACCAAGGACAACCCGCCACCCAAAUCACACCGAUUCAGCAGCUAUAAAAUGGAGGAUCUUGAGCCUGUACUUGAGACUUUGGAGAGGGUUGCUGAGAGACGGCGCAAGAGCAUCGCCGCUGUUGCGCUGAACUAUAAUAUCAGCAAGGGAGUCUUACCAGUUGUUGGGAUCAGGAACGUUGAGCAGGCAAAAUGUGCUAUUGAGGCGCUUGGAUGGAGGCUUACGGAUAGUGAGAUUGUUGAGAUUGAUAAGGUCAGCAUUGUUGGAGACAAGACUGUGCUUUGGCAGCAAGGCUAG
This is a messenger RNA of Fusarium fujikuroi IMI 58289, 1104 nucleotides long. Its product is annotated as related to aldo-keto reductase family protein. The coding region runs from base 1 to 1104 and encodes 367 amino acids. NCBI's taxonomy places the organism in Eukaryota, Fungi, Ascomycota, Sordariomycetes, Hypocreales, Nectriaceae. Gene Ontology annotation, molecular function: oxidoreductase activity. The transcript has a single exon. The record is from RefSeq and is a predicted model, not a curated record.